CGCAAGCAAGCACCCAUUCGCCCCAUAACGACGCCAGCGUGCACCAGCCGCCAUCGUCGUUACACCUCACAUCAGCAGCAAUAACGCAACUUGACGAUCUCGGAUGACCGUCUGACCACACGCCAACGAUUGUGAGAGAAGCAGCUCCGAAUCAAGAGCUGGACAAACAUCAAGCCCUCCUCGGGAUCGUCUCACUCUGACCGCUCCAUCGCCAGCCUCUGAUGGAGAGCGGCAGAGAAAGACGAACCACUCGAUCUCGCUCCAUCAAGUCCCAAGCAGCCACCCAAGCAUCUUCAUCUUCUAGCGGCAACGCCGUCGCCCCCUCCACUUCCUCCUCUUCAUCCUCAUCCUCUUCGUCGCGACACCUACCCAUCUCCAACAGCUCUUCAUCCGCCCAAGCUCCCACUGCUCGACGACCUCGUCGAUCCACCGCUCUUAGCUUCAACUCGUCGACGGCAGACUCGCUCGCAGACGAAAGCAACACAUCCAGCAUUUCGUCAAUCUCCACGCCAGCCACCGCUGCCACAAGUCCAGCCUCGGCCAUCGUAGCCUCUUCGUCAAAAGACUCAGCUUCGGGAAGCAAGCGCAAGCGAGCCGUCUCUGGUGCUCAAUCAGCCUCAGCAAGCUCAUCAUCCAAGGGCAAAGCCAAAGCAGUCGACACAACCGACUCGCCGCUACUCCCUCGAAGGUCUUCUCGCCGGGCGUCCCUUCCCACCGCACAGUCACCAGAAGCUUCGACCAGCACGAGCAGCAUCGAGCAGCCGGCCAAGAAGACUAAGCGUUCUGCUAGCACCUCGUCUUCGUCCCUGGCUUACAAUCUGCGAAGCAAACCUUCUACAGAAAGUCUCGCUGGUGCUACACGUGCACGCAAAGCGGUCAAGACCGACAGGAAAGCUUCGACGACUAGCAGCAGCAGCGGCAGCAGCAGCAAGUCGCGAGGCAACGCUAAGAGGAAGAUGGUUGCGAACAAGGAUGGUGCGUCGUCCAGCAGCGGUCGACGUACUUCGGCCUCAGGACCAUCCACUCGCCGCAAAUCAUCGAGCCGUGCAGGCAACGCCGCCAGUGGAUCCAGCGCUGCCUGCGGCAACGCCGACGAAGGCGUCGAGGAUGACUCAAUGCACGUUGACAUCGUGGACCACGACGAAGACGAUGAAGCAGACGACUACGAGGACGUCGACGAAGACAGUGAAGACGAGGAAGAGCAAGACUCGGGCAACGGGGAUCGCAACGCGGCAAAUGAGAAUCGUCAUCCACUCGCCGACGACGACGACGACGACGACGAGGGACACCCCUUCGACGACGAGGAGAUGUUCGAAGACGGCUUUGGUGGGUCCGACUUCGCCAACGUCGCCAGACUUGCAGGCUACCUCGGCGGCGGUGGCUCGCGCUAUCGUCAGCUACUCGCUUCGCUCCGCAACCGCAAGGACCCCACCACCCAAUUAAUUGCGCUUCAAGAGCUCUCAGAGGCGCUCAGCCUGGCCAACGAGGACACUUUGCAAGGUCACUUCUCGACUGAGUCUUUCGUCUCUGAGCUCGUCUCAAUUAUGGGCGGACCGCGCACGGGCGACGACGGCGAGCAAGCCGCCGAGGAGAACGAUGAUGCCUCCGCGGCUGUCGCCCUCACCGCCUCUGGCCUAGUCGAUCAGGGAGAAAUGACCCUCCUUGCGUGCCGAUGCUUGGCGAAUCUCAUCGAGGCUAUGCCCUACGCCGCUCAUACCGUAGUCGCCUAUGGAGCCAUUCCCGUCCUCCUCUCAAAGCUGACUGAGAUAGAGUUCAUCGACCUUGCGGAGCAGACGCUCCAGACUCUCGAAAAGAUCUCGGCAGAGACGCCGACGUCCAUCGUUCAAGAGGGAGGUUUGAUGGCAAUGCUUCAGUUCCUCGAUUUCUUCAACAUCCACAUCCAGCGCACGGCAAUGACUGCAGCUGCCAACUGUUGUCGCAGGCUCAGCGCCUCGCACUUUGAGAAGGUCAAGGACAUCAUUCCGAUCAUUCGCAACGUCCUUGGCUACGCCGAUCAGCGCCUCGUCGAGUCCGCUUGCAAGUGCGUCGUCCGUAUCAUCGAGAGCUUCCGUCAUCAGCCCGACUGCCUCGAGCAGCUCGUUGACAAGGAGCUCGUCCAGGCACUGAACGCUCUCUUGCUUCACGGCUCUCCUGGCUCGGCAUCUGCUGCAGGCGUUUCUGCCAGUGCAUCUAUCGGUCAAGGCACUUACACAGAUGUGCUCAAGUCAUUUAGCUCAGCCGUCAAGGCCAGCCCGAAGGUUGCUGUCAUUCUCCUCGAGACCAACGUCGUCGAGACUCUCUACACUCUGCUCACUGGCUCGGCUCCACCAGCAGAGGACGGCACGGGCGGACGUGGACCUGCUGCAUUCGAUUCGCAGGGCACGACCGCUUCGGCAAUGCAGCUCGAAGCAGCGGUGCCUGCCACUGCCGACGAUGCGGCGGUUGCUGUGGUUGGCGCGGCUGAUGGUGAUUCUGCUGGCCAAGGUGUCGCGGUGGCGGACAUGGCUGUCCUUCAGAAUCUCGCACAUCGACCCAAGGAACAGGUACAAGAGGCUCUGUCGCUGGUCAGCGAACUCCUCCCUCCAUUGCCUAGGGAGGGCGUCUUCGACCAUCGAGCAUACAGCGAAAAGGCGUGGCACAAGAAGAGGAAAAGCGCGCGUGACCAAGCCGGCUCGCGCAGGACGAGCGGUAGCACCGUCAAGGCGGAGGCUGCGACACCCAUCAAGGCGGAGCCUGGCUCAGAGGCGGAUGGCGCCAUCGAGACGUCUGCCUCUCCCGUCGCCGCUGCGGCCGUUGCAGAGGGCGGCGAAGCGGCGGCCGUACUCCCCGUCAAGCAGGAACGAGUCAAGAGCGAGAAAGAGUUGAUGCGCGAGCAAGCUCAAAAUCGCCGCACAGAGAUGCUCCGAGAGCAGGAUGGCCUCAUCAAGCGCUUCACGCAGCUGGUUCUUCCUACACUCGUGGAAGUUUAUGCUGCGAGCGUCGCCCUCCACGUCCGCGUCAAGGCACUGCAGGGCAUUCUGAAGAUCAUAAGCUUCGUUGACGCCGAGAAGCUCAAUUCAGUGCUCGAUAAUGUUCCCCUCGCCGGCUUCAUUGGUGCCAUUCUCUCCUCGCGCGACGACCCGUCCGUGGUGCUGCCUUCGCUCCAGAUGGUAGAGCUACUCUGCAACAAGCUGCCCGAGGUCUACAAGAGCUUGCUUCGCCGCGAAGGUGUCAUGUGGGAGAUUGAAGACAUUGCCUCCAAGCAGCCCAACACGACCAAGUACGGGACCAAUGCUUCUUCUUCUGCUCAGCUCUCCCUCCCUGUCGGACAGGGCGCAUCCUCACCAAGCAAUGCCUCCGCUGCCGCCACCAACGCGGCAGCCUCCGCAGCAGCCUCAACGGGCGUGCCCACGAUUCCGACCCUCAAUGAGUUGGGCGCCACCAGUGCUGCGGGGCUAGCUUUGGGUCGUGCCUACGGCUCGUCGACGUCCGCCACUCUUGGUCGAGCAUCCGCGACCACGGCCGCGACUCCAACCCCUCAGGAGCAGCAAGAUGCCCUCAUUUGGCGCUCGCGCAUCCUACGAGACCGAUUCAACAAGGAAGCAGCCAACGCCGAAGGCGGUGCCAACCACGCUGUGCGAGCGCUCGAGGAGGUUUCGGCCAACGUCUCCACUCUGGCCGACGCAGCUCACACGGGCCCCACUCAAGCAGCUGAAGCACUGGAGCGUAUCCUCACUCUCUUCUCCAAGCCCGAAGAGCCCAUCUCUAGCUUUGAGCUACUCCGCUCCGGCCUCAUUGACGGGCUUUACAACUUUGCCACGGAGGACAGCGUCGAGGUGCCUGCCGAGACGCGACGCCAGCUCCUCAUCGACGCCCUCAUGGCACCCGACGCUGCGAAUCAUUCAAGGGGCAGCUCGCUCGUCCGUCGUCUGCAGGAGUCGCUCAACCGUCUGGAGAACCUCGAUAUCAGCACGGCCGUUGGUGCGGGACAGGAUGACAUGCGACGCUACGGCUCUGCCGCGGGUAUUCACCGUCAGAUCCGCCUGCGACUUCAGGCUGAGGAGGGUACUGAGACGCCCAGGUCCGUUAGCAACCUCGUGGUGGGCAUUCAUGCCAUUGCCUCGCUGGACCGACUUGCAGAGUUCCUCCGUCCUAAGCUCCAGCAGGCAGCCAAUGGAGACGACGGUGGACUGUCGAGAAGCGCUCGCCUCACCUCGAUGCUUGCAGCACUCAGUGGCGGGGCGGGGGGACUGGAAGGAGCACUGGCAGCAGAGAGAGCUGCACUGCUCGGGCGUGCCGCCCCGGCUACCGGUGGCAGCGGGGGACAGGGCGGCUUACCGUCCACAACUUCAGCGUCGGCGACUGCGGCUCCUACCAACGAGGAUAGCUCCUCCUCAUCAAGCGCGGCCAAGAAGACGGCACCGCGUCGCAGCUCGAGGCUCACUCGCAAGAAUUCCGGGGGCAGCGGCAAGAGCGAGGAGGCGGAGAGUGCUGAGAGCGACACCAAGGGCAAGAGCAGCGCUGCAGCCACGACCAGCGCUGAGGACGCAGGCAACCCAGCGGUUUCGUCCUCAAGUGCAGCGACCGGCGGCGCGCAUGACCCAGCCGACGGACCAUCCUCGUCAUCAGACCCAUCUCGAGACGCAGCACGCUCUCUCAUGCAAAGUCUGCUGGGCGACGCUCUGGACGACGAGGCCUAUGCAGAGGAGGAAGAGGGACUUGGCGAAGAGAUCUUCGAGGACGAGGUUGGCCCUGCGGAUGGCGAGAUGAUCGGCGACACCUCGGCCGCAGACAAGACAGUCAACCUCGCCGUUGCCGAAGACGGCAAGAAGGUCGAAGUCAAGACACCUGACGGCACUCGAGUUCCCACUCCAGCAGGAGGCAGCUCUACUGCACUCGCUGGCGCUUCAUCUUCAUCCUCUCGACCCGCCUCGAACUCUAACGCAGGCGCCUCAAGCUCUUCGUCGGCGGCAACAGGCUCCAGCAGCGGCAGUCGCCCAUCGUACUCUGCUGCUCUUCAGCGCAAGCCCUCGGACUGGCACAUCCGCUUCUCGAUGGACGGACGCGAGCUUGCCGUCGACUCGACGAUUUAUGGCGCUGUCCACACUUUUGAGAAUAGCCCCAGCCGAGCAGCAGCCACGGCGGCAGCGUCAAACGGCAUCCCUGGCAGCAGCAGCAGCGCCGUAGCUAGCCUGUUGGGCGGGCGGAACAUCUGGAACAAUGUCUACACGCUCAAGUUCAGGAAGGUCGUAGGCGCCGCACCAAGAGCGGGCGUCGAGCAAACGCCCGAGCCCGAGAGCGGGGCAGACGCCUCGAGCAGCAGCAGCAUCACGGCCAUUACCCCGCCGGCCGAGCUGCCCGAAUCGAUUCCAGCCGACUCGCCCUUUGGCAAAAUCCUCCAGCUCCUUAAGGUCCUGCACAGCUUAAACGCACAAUGGCGCCAGCAGCGAGACGUCAGCGUAGGCUCGUCAGUGGCCAGCAGCGUUGUUGCAGACGGCAAGGUUGGACCCAUGAGCGAGUCUGCCUUUGUCAACAACAAGCUCACGGCCAAACUGAACCGCCAGCUCGAGGAGCCCAUGAUUGUCGCGAGCAAGUGUCUGCCCGACUGGUCGGUCCAGAUGCCCACGGAAUUCCCAUUCCUCUUCCCCUUCGAGGCCCGAUAUGCCUUCCUUCAGCUCACGGCCUUCGGAUACAAUCGCAUGCUCCACCGCUGGCAGUCAAUGGCGGCACGCAACCAGGAGAAUGCUACAGGCGGUGCCAGCGCCUCGACGUCGCGCUACGAUGAUCAGUCGCUCGCCCAUCUCGUCCGCUUGCCCCGUGCCAAGGUGCGCAUCGCGCGUGAGAACAUCCUUCCUUCGGCAUUUAGGGUCAUGGACCUCUACGGCAGCAAGGAAACGAUUCUCGAGGUCGAAUACUUCAACGAGGUCGGCACGGGACUGGGCCCAACGCUCGAAUUCUACGCCCUCACCUCCAAGGAGUUUGCGCGCAAGGAUCUACAGCUCUGGCGAGACAGUACGCCUGCUGACUCGACGACGGCAAGCAAGUUUGUCUACGCUCCUCGCGGGCUCUUCCCCUUGCCCCUCUCGCAGUCCAAGUUCGCCACGCAAGAGGGCAAGCGUCGCAUUGCCGCCUUUAAGAUCCUCGGUCAGUUCGUUGCCAAGGCCUUGCUCGACUCGAGGAUCAUCGACUGCGACUUCUCGCCCGUCUUCAUGCGUGCCGUACUCACAGGCAAUCGAGGCUCGCUAGCCAACAUGGCAACGCUCAAGGCCGUUGACUCUGCUUUGGCAUCGUCCCUUGAGAAGCUGCUCAGCAUGAGCGAGGAUGACCUGACGGGAAUGGCCUUUGACUUCACUCUGCCAGGCGAUGAGGAUUACGAGCUCAAGCCCAACGGCAAGUCCCUUCCCGUCACGCCCGCCAAUGUUGCAGAGUACAUCGACCUGAUCAUCGAUGCGACGGUGCGCUCGGGCAUUGCUCCAUUGAUCAAGUCCUUCCGUGCUGGCUUCAACUCCAUCUUCCCUAUCAAAUCCAUGGCCUCCUUUACGGCAGACGAGCUCGUCAUGCUCUUCGGCAAUACCGACGAGGACUGGUCUGAGUCCACGCUCGUCGCCUCUAUCAAGCCCGACCAUGGAUACAAUGCGGAGAGCGCUACCUUCCGUGACUUGCUGUCGCUGAUGGCUAGCUUCAACUUGGAGGAGAGGCGAGAGUUCUUGCAGUGGUUGACGGGCAGUCCAAAGUUGCCAAUUGGCGGGUUUGGAGGGUUGCAGCCCCAAUUGACGGUAGUCAAGCGACCCCACGAGGCGCCCUUCAAGCCAGAUGAUUACCUGGCCAGCAACAUGUCGUGCGCAAACUUUUUGAAGUUGCCCGAGUACAGUAGCAAAGAGACGAUGAGGAGGAGACUGCAGACUGCAGUCAGGGAGGGGGCCGGAGCGUUCAAUUUGUCGUAAGGUUGAGAGGCAGCGUAGGAAGUCAAGGAGGAUCAGAAGCGAGCGAGAACAGCAGGGAGAUCGUGGUGGAGUGUGCUUCCUCAAUAUAGACGGUAUCGAAGCGAGCAAGGAGACCGUCUCCUUCGUCUCGCGCCUACAUCAUGAUGACUAUGACUCGACCAUCAUCUUUUCACAACACCUCUUCCUCUCCUGUUUCCCUCUCGCUCGACUUCUUU
Jaminaea rosea is the source of this 7138-nucleotide messenger RNA. RefSeq lists its product as hypothetical. Gene Ontology annotation, biological process: proteasome-mediated ubiquitin-dependent protein catabolic process; protein polyubiquitination. The coding region runs from base 222 to 6923 and encodes 2233 amino acids. Gene Ontology annotation, cellular component: nuclear speck. Gene Ontology annotation, molecular function: ubiquitin protein ligase activity. The transcript is spliced from 2 exons. Lineage: Eukaryota; Fungi; Basidiomycota; Exobasidiomycetes; Microstromatales. The record is from RefSeq and is a predicted model, not a curated record.